This is a messenger RNA of Alternaria atra, 1113 nucleotides long. RefSeq lists its product as uncharacterized. The transcript has 3 exons. Gene Ontology annotation, biological process: protein import into peroxisome matrix, docking. Gene Ontology annotation, cellular component: peroxisomal membrane; peroxisomal importomer complex. Lineage: Eukaryota; Fungi; Ascomycota; Dothideomycetes; Pleosporales; Pleosporaceae. Bases 1 to 1113 code for a protein of 370 amino acids. Gene Ontology annotation, molecular function: signaling receptor binding. The record is from RefSeq and is a predicted model, not a curated record.
AUGGUCCGCGAGGAUAUCAUACAGUCUGCUGUGUCCUUCCUCCAGGAUCCGUCCGUUGCCAGCGCGCCCCUUGAGAAGCGCAUCGCAUUUCUCCAAUCGAAGAACCUCACGCAAGAAGAAGUCGACGUAUCGCUUGCGCGUGCAGCCGAAGACCCCAGCCUACCUUCAUCUCCUCCACCCCAGACAUCGGCAGUAGCCAGCAAUGCGUACAGACCACCACCUGCAGCCCCAUAUGCGAGCUAUCCUCCUCAAGGAUACUGGCAACCACCUCCGCCACCUCCAGAACCGCCGAAACGCGACUGGCGAGACUACUUCAUCAUGGCGACGGUAAUGGGCGGUGUAGGAUACGGCUUAUACUUUACCGCGAAACGAUACGUCUUACCCCUGAUACAACCGCCUACGCAGCCUCAGCUAGAGCAAGACAAGGCGUCCGUCGACGAACAGUUCAAGCGCGCAUUCGAUCUCCUCGAGCAACUCAACACCGACACAUCCGCUCUCAAGGCAUCGGAAGAGGCAAGGACGACAAGACUCGACGACGCGCUCGGCGAGGUAGAGAGUGUCCUGGCAAGUUUGAAGGAGUCGUCAAAGAGGCAGGGAGACGACAACAGACGUAUCGAGGACGACGUUCGAGGCUUGAGGGACCUGAUCCCCAAGGCAUUGGACUCUCAGAAGGAGUCGACCGACAACAGACUCAAGGAGCUGUCAACCGAGCUGAAGAGCCUGAAGACAUUGAUCGGAAACAGGAUGGGAUCCGGCGCACCACCACCACGCCCGCAAAGCACCUCAAGCCUUUACGGUCAAUCGCAGACGCCCAACACCAACGGCACACCCGCUGCUUCGGCAUCAACACCCCAGCCAUCGUCUACUCCUGCGCCUAGUGAGCAGACAAACGGCACGAGCGCGAGUGAGAGCCAGACAAACGGUAGCACAACACCUGCGCCUAGCUCCAUUCCCACUCCUAGCACAGAGAAGCCCCUCCCUGCGUACGGUAGGCCGUCGCCGGGACGUGCCGCUAUUCCUGCAUGGCAGAUGGCUGCCGCGAAGAAGACCGAGGAGGCCAAGAAGGACACGAGUGAUAGCGGAACUGCGGUAGAUGCCGGCGCAAGUGCGUAG